AUGGUUGUGACGUUGACGGAGACGGCGGAUCUAUCUCGCCGGCGGCUGAGCGAGGGGAUGCUGUGCAUUAGGUGGCAGCGGGAGGUCUGCCGGCAGCGGGAGAUGGGGACGGCGGCGAGAGAUGGGGACGGCGGUGUUGACGGAGGCGGUGGUGAUCUGUGCUGUCGGUGGCGGCGGGGACUUGAGACGAACAGGGGGCGACGGGAUUGGAGAGGUUGUGUCACCGGGCGGCGGUUGGCGGCCGCGGGCGGUGGUCUACGGCUGCAGGUGGUGGUGGUGGAUCUCUCAAUUCGACGCUGCCGCUUCCUACUAAAACCGCCGCCGAUCGCCACUGCAACAAUACCGCCGCUCGCCUCUGCAACUCCGCCGCCACUCGCCGCUGCGACACCGCCGUCUCCGACACACACGCACACCGUUCAAGUGUGCGAUUCCGCCGCUCUCCUCCGACCCCACACACACAGAGACCGUCGCCUUCCUAAGCAGCCACCGUAUUCCUCCGCCACAGGGCUCCAGGCGCGCCGCCUCCAGUUGAGUAAAUACUACCUGCGAACAGAGCUCCGGACGACGGUACAACCGUGA
This is a messenger RNA of Striga asiatica, 579 nucleotides long. NCBI's taxonomy places the organism in Eukaryota, Viridiplantae, Streptophyta, Magnoliopsida, Lamiales, Orobanchaceae. The record is from the annotation of a GenBank genome assembly.